This is a messenger RNA of Aspergillus sclerotioniger CBS 115572, 2950 nucleotides long. Its product is annotated as snoRNA-binding rRNA-processing protein PWP2. The transcript has 5 exons. Gene Ontology annotation, cellular component: Pwp2p-containing subcomplex of 90S preribosome; small-subunit processome. NCBI's taxonomy places the organism in Eukaryota, Fungi, Ascomycota, Eurotiomycetes, Eurotiales, Aspergillaceae. The record is from RefSeq and is a predicted model, not a curated record. Gene Ontology annotation, biological process: ribosomal small subunit assembly; maturation of SSU-rRNA from tricistronic rRNA transcript (SSU-rRNA, 5.8S rRNA, LSU-rRNA). Gene Ontology annotation, molecular function: protein binding. Bases 49 to 2754 code for a protein of 901 amino acids.
AUACAAGGCGCUUGCUUGCUGAGGUGCAAACGGAUCGGGUUGGCGACAAUGAAGACGGAUUUCAAGUUCUCCAACCUACUGGGUACGGUCUAUCGCAAAGGUAAUCUGCUCUUCACCCCCGAUGGCACCUGCUUGCUCUCCCCAGUGGGCAAUCAGGUCUCGGUUUUCGACCUAGUCCACAACACCUCCUAUACCCUUCCCUUUUCGCAUCGCACCAAUAUCGACCGCCUUGCUCUUUCUCCCCGAGGAAACCUCCUUUUGACCAUUGACGAGAAUGGCCACGCGAUCUUGACGAACUUCCUCCGCCGAAUUGUCAUUCACCACUUCUCCUUCAAAGGCCGUGUCUCCGCACUCGAGUUCUCCCCGUCUGGUCGUCACUUCGCUGUCGGAGUAGGAAGACGCUUGCAGUUCUGGCAUACCCCGACAACCCCUGGGACCGACAACAAUGGCGAGCUUGAGUUUGCUCCCUUUGCCCUGCACCGUGACCUUGCUGGGCAUUUCGACGUGAUCCAGCACAUUGAGUGGUCGAGCGACUCGCGCUUCCUGAUUACGGCUUCGAGGGACUUGACGGCUCGGGUAUGGAGUUUGGAUCCAGAGGAGGGCUUCGAGCCUACCACAUUGGCCGGUCAUCGUCAGGGCGUGAAGGCGGCAUACUUCUCUGCUGAUCAGGAAUCGAUCUACACCGUCAGCUCGGACGGAGCCCUUUUCAGAUGGGAAUACGUGAGCAAGAAGGACCCAGAGACCAUGGAGGACAUCGCGGAGGCUCGGUGGAGGAUUGUGAAGAAAGACUUCUUCAUGCAGAACGACGCCAAAGUUAACUGCGCCGCGUUCCACGCGUCCACUAACUUGCUGGUCGUCGGUUUCUCCAACGGGUUAUUUGGGCUUUAUGACUUGCCGGAGUUCAACAUGAUUCAUCAGCUGAGUGUCUCCCAGAGCAACAUUGAUUGUGUCACGAUAAACAAGUCGGGCGAGUGGCUGGCAUUUGGUUCCUCCCAGCAUGGACAACUGCUGGUGUGGGAGUGGCAGUCGGAGUCCUACAUUCUGAAACAGCAGGGACACCUGGAUUCUAUGAAUGCGCUGGCCUACUCCCCCGAUGGCCAGAGGAUCGUUACUGCGGCAGAUGAUGGAAAGAUCAAGGUCUGGGACGUCAAGUCUGGCUUCUGUAUUGUGACAUUUACAGAACACACGAGCGGAGUCACGGCGUGUGAGUUCGCCAAGAAAGGAAAUGUCCUGUUCACCGCGUCCUUGGAUGGCUCCGUGAGGGCAUGGGAUCUCAUCCGUUACCGAAAUUUCCGCACAUUCACCGCCCCGUCCCGGUUGUCUUUCUCAUCCCUUGCUGUCGACCCCAGUGGUGAGGUGAUCUGCGCCGGCUCUCCGGACUCAUUCGAUAUCCAUAUCUGGUCGGUACAAACCGGUCAGCUGCUCGACCAGUUGUCUGGUCAUGAAGGCCCCAUUGCUACGAUGGCGUUUGCUGCCGAUGGCAGCCAUCUAGUGACCGGCAGCUGGGAUCGCACUAUUCGCGUAUGGAGCAUUUUCGGGCGGACACAAACGAGCGAGCCUCUUCAGCUCCAGUCUGAUGUAUUGAGCGUAGCUUUCCGACCUGAUGGAAAGCAGGUCGCUGCGUCGACCCUGGACGGACAGCUGAGCUUCUGGUCGGUCGAAAAUGCCGUACAAGUUGGUGGAGUUGAUGGUCGCCGUGAUGUGUCCGGCGGACGCAAGAUCACUGAUCGUCAAACUGCUGCGAAUGCGGCUGGGACCAAGUCUUUCCGGUGCAUCAGAUACAGCUCCGACGGCAGUUGUAUUUUGGCUGCUGGAAACAGCAAAUACAUUUGUCUGUACGACGUGGCGACGGGCUCCAUGGUGAAGAAGUAUACCGUGUCUGUCAACACAUCGCUGGAUGGAACUCAGGAGAUACUCAACAGCCGUGACAUGACGGAAGCGGGCCCGCGAGGCCUCAUUGAUGAAACAGGCGAAGCCUCUGACCACGAGACACGCGUCGACCGCAACCUCCCUGGUGCCAAGCGUGGCGAUCCUAGCGUUCGCACAACUCGGCCAGAGGUCCGGGUCACGUCCGUCGACUUCUCGCCAACGGGACGUGCGUUCUGCGCGGCUUCCACGGAGGGUCUCCUAGUCUAUAGCCUAGAUACGGACAUGGUUUUUGAUCCCUAUGAUCUCGACAUCUCGAUCACCCCGUCCAGCAUUGUGGCCACCUUGGAGGGAGCCAAGCGCGCAGCUGCCACAGGCGAAGUGAACGAUGAUGAAACUUUCUUGAAAGCAUUUAUCAUGGCGUUCCGCCUGAACGAGCAAAAGCUGAUCCGAACGGUCCAUGAGGCCAUCCCCCCUGGCGACAUCUCCCAUGUCGUCCGUUCAGUGCCGACUGUCUACCUUCCUCGUCUCCUUCGCUUCGUGGCCCAUGCCGCUGAGGAAACACCACAUCUCGAGUUCAACCUGCUGUGGAUUGAGGCGCUUUUCAGCAACCACGGUCGGUACUUUAAGGACAAUGCAGGCACCUUUGCCCCUGAACUUCGUGCGGUCCAGCGUGCCGUUGACGAGAUCAACAACAGCUUGAAGAGGCUCGCUGAGAAGAACAUCCACAACCUCAACUACCUCCUGUCAAGACCAGUUCUUGCCGAACAGAAGAAGCCUGAUCUGGCCCUGAAGGCCAUGGGUGUGGCAGUAGAGACCAAGGCGGGGGACGAGCAAAUGUCAGAUGCUGACGCAGAGGGGGAAGGCGAAUGGGUCGGCCUUGAAUGAUUGUAUGCUAUGUUUUGUAUCUAUACUCCUGUUCUGUUCUCUCCCAACCGUCUUUCUACUUUGCAUUUGCGCCUGGCGUUGAUCUGUGGUAUACCUGGAGAUAAAGGAGACGGUAAAAGUUGGGAGUCUUGCUGUGUUUAUCGGUUAUGUCCAUAUAUUCACUGAAUAAUCCCGAUAAAAAUUCUUCAUAUAAGUG